Molecule: messenger RNA, 152 nt
Organism: Racocetra persica
Lineage: Eukaryota; Fungi; Glomeromycota; Glomeromycetes; Diversisporales; Gigasporaceae
Source: the annotation of a GenBank genome assembly
AGUAUAAAGAAUAUCUUUGGUCUUCAAAAAAUUAUUCUAGUGUAUCUCAUCAUACAGGUCAAUUUCUUGGUGAAGAAAUUAUUAAUAUUAUCGAAGAUAUUGGUUCUGAAAAAAUAGCCAUGAUAGUAUCUGAUAAUGUAGCUAAUGUCCAU